Messenger RNA from Ylistrum balloti, 1692 nucleotides. RefSeq lists its product as uncharacterized. Gene Ontology annotation, molecular function: nucleic acid binding; zinc ion binding. The transcript has a single exon. The record is from RefSeq and is a predicted model, not a curated record. NCBI's taxonomy places the organism in Eukaryota, Metazoa, Mollusca, Bivalvia, Pectinida, Pectinidae. The coding region runs from base 1 to 1692 and encodes 563 amino acids.
AUGGAGAUGGCGACAAAGAACACUGAGGUAAUGUCGCAGCCGGCCAUUGGUUCAGUCAAUGUUGUGAGCAAAGGUCAGAGGUACAAGCCUCGGAAAUCAAAGCACUGGGGUACUGAAAGAUCACACUCGGACAAGGCAGAGGGAACCAACAGUGACUCAGGUAAAAGGUGUUUUCGCUGUGGUGGAAAACAUACACCAGCAGACUGUAAGUUUCUGCAUGCGCAGUGUUAUGUGUGUCAGAAAGAGGGACAUAUUGGAAAAAAAUGUCCAACCAAAAGGUCAAAAGGGCCUGUAAGCGGUACUAACAUUAGUAAGACUAAGUAUCUGGAGGCGCAGGAACUCAAGGAUGAUGAGUUCUUAUAUGGCCUGUAUAAUGUCGCUAGUGUUGAUAAGGGCUAUAAGGUGAACCUCAAUUUGAACGGUUGUCCAGUCCAGAUGGAAAUUGACACAGGAGCCGCAAUCACUAUUUGCUCGGAGAAGGUGUAUACUGAUCAUCUCUCGCAAUUGUCCUUGCAAAAGCCCACGGUCAAGCUGAAAGACUAUGGUGGCGUGAACGUGCCAUUACGCGGUGAGGUAACCGUUCCGGUGACAUACGGAAAUCAGAGCCAUAACUUGUUGUUGCGCGUCGCAUGUGGCAACCGUCCAUCGUUGUUGGGUCGGAACUGGCUAAGCCACAUCAAGCUCGAUUGGCCAAUUAUCUUUACUGUGACCCAGUCAGUGCAGUCGCAGCGCAUUGAUACGUCGGUCAAGGAACUGUUGGUCAAGCAUCACAAGCUGUUCCAGAAAGGUCUGGGAACGAUACAGAAAUUCAAGGCUCACGUAAAGGUUCGGUCUGAUGUACAGCCCAUUUUCUGUAAGGCCCGGGCGGUGCCUUUUUCCCUGAAGGAAACCUUAGAGAAGGAGCUUCAUAGACUUGAAAAUGAAGGCAUUGUGUCGCGAGUCGAACAAAGCGAUUGGGCGACUCCAGUUGUCAUUGUGCCAAAGGCCGAUAAGUCAAUACGCCUUUGUGGCGACUUCAAGGUGACUGUAAACAAGUGCUUGGAUGAACAACAGUAUCCACUUCCGAAUGUGGAAGACAUGUUUGCACAGCUGGCCGGUGGUCAGAAGUUUACGAAGUUGGAUUUAUCGAAGGCGUACCAGCAGUUAACAUUAGACGAGGCCUCAGGGAAAUAUUUAACCAUAACCACACACCUGGGAUUAUUCAAGUAUCAUCGGUUACCGUUGGGUGUUGCAUCGGCCCCCGCUAUCUUUCAGUCAGUCAUGGAUCAGAUAUUGCAGGGAGUACCGCAUACCAUGUGUUGUAUCGACGAUAUCCUGGUUACGGCACCAAGCGACAGUGAACACAUCAAAAUCUUAGGUGAAGUGUUGCGCAGACUCGAGGAGCACCACGUCCGUCUACGCGAGGACAAGUGUAAGUUCAUGGAGGACACCGUCAAGUAUAUGGGUCAUAUGGUGGAUCGCGAGGGAAUCCAUCCCACUGAGGCGAAAAUCGAAGCGAUCAAGAACGCGCCAAGUCCGACAAAUGUGUCUGAACUGAAAUCAUUUUUAGGACUUUUGAACUAUUAUUGUCAGUAUAUGCCGAAUCUGUCGACCAAGUUGCAGCCAUUGCACGAGCUUUUGCGACAGGAUACAUCCUGGAACUGGACCUUACAGUGCGAGUGCGCGUUUCGGUCGUGUAAGGACCAGUUGUGA